UCUUCCUGCUAGAACUGCCAUGGCUCUCGCUCUGCGAUUCGAUAUAGUUCUUCUUACGGUUCUACUUUCCGCCCUCCUCCUAACUAAAGCCACCUCUACCUCUCAUCGCCACCAUGACCGUCACCACCAUCAUCUCAAGUCCCUCCACUUCACUCUCUUCCAACACGAAACCAUAAACAGAACAGGAUAUAUUGUAGUGAAUGGUGUAACAGGACCAGGCGUAAGUCAAACCACUACCCCUUUUGGCACCGUGUUUGUUUUCCAGGAUCCGAUGACUGUCACAGCCAAUCGAUCUUCGAAAGCAGUUGGGAUAGCUCAAGGAACUUCUGUCACAUCCAGCUUAGAUGGACUUCAGAGCAUUUCAGUAGCUAAGAUCACUUUGCGCUUGAAGAACCACUCUGGUUCAGUUUCAAUAGUUGGCGGCACGCAUAAUGUGAAGCCCGCCGAUCAUCCUGUUGUGGGAGGCACCGGCGAUUUCCUGUUUGUUCAAGGCUACGUGACAUCGUCCCCCGUCGAUCUCAGGGGCCUAACUGUUGUCUACCAGAUUGCAUUUCACCUUUACUGGCCUCCAUAUGCAACUCAAGCUUCUUAAGUGUGAUUUUGUAUCUCCACUUUUUCUUUAAUGUUAUUGCUAUGUAAGAUUGAAAUGUAAUUUGAUUAGAUCAUCGGUUAAAUCCACGAUGAAAACCGAAAAUAGAUGAAUCAAUCUGAAGUAAAAAUAAAUAAAUGUGGUUUCACGAAA
Molecule: messenger RNA, 742 nt
Organism: Pyrus x bretschneideri (Chinese white pear)
Lineage: Eukaryota; Viridiplantae; Streptophyta; Magnoliopsida; Rosales; Rosaceae
Product: dirigent protein 19-like
Exons: 1
Coding region: 20-592 (190 amino acids)
Source: RefSeq, a predicted model, not a curated record